AUGAAACGUGGAGCGCUAAUUGUUAUCGAGGGUGUCGACAGAACUGGGAAGUCGACACAGGCCAAGACGCUUGUGGAAAAUCUUAAGAAGAAAAACAUCCAGGCAGAAUACACAAAUUUUCCAGCCAGGGACACAGAAGUUGGAAAAAUCAUAAAUAAUUAUUUGCAACUGAAGAAUGAGUUAUCAGAUGAAGUAAUACAUUUGUUGUUCUCGGCUAACCGAUGGGAAAGGGCUAAAAAUAUAAUAAAGACACUUGAGGCUGGUGUCACAGUAAUUGUAGAUAGAUAUUGUUAUUCUGGUGUUGCAUUCUCAGCUGCUAAAGGUUUAGACUUAAACUGGUGCAAGCACCCAGAUGUAGGUCUACCCAAGCCAGAUAAGGUGUUCUUUCUCACGAUGCCUAUAGACUCUAUCAAACAAAGAAAUGGAUUUGGAAACGAGAGGUACGAAGUACUAAACUUCCAGCAGAAAGUGUCAGAAAUAUAUACAAAGUUAAAAGAGGAUAACUGGCAUAUCGUGGAUGCUAGCAGAUCGAUUGAUACCAUCCAAGAAGAAAUGCUUCAACAGACCCUAAAUGACGUAGAUCUUGCGUCAAACAAAAAGAUAGAGAAGCUCUGGGUACAAGCGUGA
Molecule: messenger RNA, 627 nt
Organism: Spodoptera littoralis (African cotton leafworm)
Lineage: Eukaryota; Metazoa; Arthropoda; Insecta; Lepidoptera; Noctuidae
Source: the annotation of a GenBank genome assembly